Messenger RNA from Mya arenaria, 9791 nucleotides. RefSeq names its product protein unc-79 homolog. The record is from RefSeq and is a predicted model, not a curated record. NCBI's taxonomy places the organism in Eukaryota, Metazoa, Mollusca, Bivalvia, Myida, Myidae. Gene Ontology annotation, molecular function: protein binding. Bases 86 to 7222 code for a protein of 2378 amino acids. The transcript is spliced from 53 exons.
CAUGUAUGUGCGACAGAGCUACAUUGACUUAGUUGAUGAGGAAGAUUUAUGAAACCGGAGACAGCAGAACUGUGGGUCAGAGAAUAUGGCAACAACAGAAGCAGCAACAUUCACUUCAAAAGUAAGGAAUCUUAGAGACUACCAUUACCGAGUAUCAAACAAUCUUAAUCCUCAGCCCACUGGUGUUGACAUUGCCAGCACCCUCAAAUUCCUGUCCGGAAGGCUUCUCAAUAUCUUGAAGGAUGUUCCGAACAUCCCAGCUGAGAGUUACGGUCCAAGGCAGAGGGAUAGUGUUCGUCUGUCUGUGUUCCCCAACAUGAACUAUGCUGGCCUGUAUAAGGCUGCACUGAGCAUGAUAGACUUGGUGCCAACCAUUCAGUCUGGAAACCUUGAGUUGGGCGAGUCCGUUUUGAAUGUGCUGGGCUGUCUGGUGCCGUUCUUAGAAAACGACCUGCUGGAUUCUCUCCCUUACACAGUGGCGUCAACUCUCGCAAUAUUUCCGCCCACUCUUCACAAGGAUACCAUCGAUCUGCUCUGUAGUAACCUCCUGCCCAUGACUCUAGGGUUUGACGGUUGCUCUGUGCCCACAUACGCCAGUGAAUCUGCAGCUGCGAUUAUAACAAUGGUGUUUCAACACACAGAUAAUGGGUCAUAUCAUUCUGAGAUCCUUGAGUGUUUCAUGAGCCUGAAGAAAGAUAUUAUCAAGGACAUUCUGAGCAUUGUAGCAUACGGCCCGCCAAGUGCCCGAGCCCCAGCGGCUAACCUUCUCUUCUACUACUGGCCCCAGCUCAACCCUUCGCUCUCGGAUAGGAGGGGCAUGCAUUAUAAAUACUCAGCGUGGCCUCCAGUUCUUUGUCAGCGGGAAGGGUGUGUGAACACAGGAAAAUGUCAAGCUGUGGAGAUGUGUUUAAACCCGUCAAUCCAAUCCCGAGAGAAGCCCCCGCCUCUGUACUUGUGUAGCGACUGUGCCGAGAUUCUGAAGAAGGACCACAGUGAUUACAUGAUGGAAAUUCUCCUUCCCAUGUCACAUGUGGCUACCAAGUGUGAAAACAAGAACUGUAAGACCAUACGAUACAACAUGGCAGUAUCCACAUGUUUCUCCAUCGAGUGUGCGAGCCAAAAUGGGAACCGGCCAAUCAGAUACUGCGCUACGUGUAACGAUGAGUGUCACGGCACGGGGGAGGGGCAGGACCAUGUGUAUCAUCACAGUAUUGGCCCGAUCUGGUCGUGCACACCUGAGAUGCAGAGAUACCUGAUGGAUGCUAUUAUAGCUUUACUGAAGGAGGCCCAGCCCCUCGAGUCAAAGCGGAUGGUCGAGAUGGGGGAGGAACAUCGACAUCGCCAUGGUGAUGACGACGAUCUCUUUGAAGUAGAGGAGGCUGGGGAACGAAAAAUGUUGUCUCGCUACGGAAUAUGGCUGCUGGUGGAACUGUGUACACCCAGGGAGGAUAUUCCUAUAGAGAUGCUAGGAAGAUUACUGGGAAUGCUGUUCCAGUGGUUUGAUGCAACAGCAUAUCUGCCUGAUGACAAUGUGGGAAAUGCUUUAGAGAGGCUGAAACCAGAGUACAUCUGUAAGUGGCUGAGGGAAGUGAACAAGACCCAUUUUGAGGUGAUUGUAUCCUGUCUCCUGCCACACCCAGUGGAAUAUGCCCGAGUCGGGGGGUUCUGGGAUACGUUGGCCACGCGUACCACCCAGAUCAAGGAAGGCUUGAACUGUUUCUUCUGUCUCGUGCCCUACGAUAUCAUCACAUACCAGAUCUGGGACUAUGUGAUCCCGUAUUGGAUGGAGGCUAUCCGGACAGAGGUCCCGACUGAAGAUCUACAUCUACUCAAGGUCCUUCUUAGUAAAGCAUUUGACAUAGACAUGUGUUCCUUGCCAUUCAUGCUUGACAAGAUGUAUCACUUUGUGGAGGUAAGGUUUGCUGACCCCAGCGCCUAUGUACAGGAACAGGCGCUUCAGUGGCUACAGAUCCUGUCAGGUUUGGAGAUCAUCAUUCCCUUACAUACUCUAUUCAGCAUGCUGAAACUUGGCAUAAAGGCUCUACAGAUGAUAGAGCCCGGGGAAGACGAGCCCAUAUGCCGGGAGCCCAAAAGUGACCUAUCUAGAGCCUCACCCACGGGUGACGUUCCCCCUCCUCUGAGCCCGAACAAGGAAGAGCCCCAGGUGGUGGAAAGCUUUGAGAUUUACGAGAGGGAGACAGAAAUCAUUCUGCCAUGUUACAUCAUGAUGUUGGACCUUGUUCUUAAGCAGUUGGAGCUUCAGGACAGCCCACGUCACCUGGGGAUUUACAAUGACACAAGCAAGGAGCUGAUGUCGCUGUUGACGUCCAUGUUGUCGUGCCCGUGGGACGGCACUCACUCAUGUGAGACCGACCAGGAGACAGUCAACUGUCCGUUCUGUCAGAAUAUUGCUCUGUGGCAUAACCUUGCAAGCCAGGUGAUGCAGCAGUUUAGCCCAAGGGACCCGUGUAAAAUCCCCAACAAGGAGAUCCCCAAAGUGGAAGAUCUGGCUAGCUCUGCUGCCACGAGCAAGGAAUCUUCCAGUGGAGAGUCCACUCAUGGUGGUGCAGCCAUGGAGCUCCCUGAUAUCUCAUAUGACACCUCCCAGAUGACCAUCCAUCUACAACUCUUCAAUGUUCUACUACAGGAGCUGGGAAGCCUGAAAGACACUGAUGCCCUACACUCCCUACUUAACUCGAUGAAGUACCUGAUCCUACACGGAGAAUGUCUCAACUAUUCUGUCAACCAGUACCCAGACUUCCUCAAGUUUUGUCUGGCAAGGAAACUCAUUCCAAACCUAUGGAUACAACUACAGGCUAAAAGUUCACAUGUGGCACUGGAGUGUGUGCCCCUCUUGCUGCAUUGUCUCACCUUACCAACGGGGGCAGAUAUGCUGUGGAAAAUAGUGGAGGAAAACUUCAGCAGUGAUGAUUGGAAGGAAAGGUUUGCUGCAGUGGAGAAGGCGACAGUUCUGGCAAGAUUCAUGGAGCCCGAGCAAGUUAUGCAUAACAAGACGAUUAAGACUGGAUUUGCGCACAUCUUCUGUCUGCUGAUUGGUUCCCUGGAGGACAUUAACGCAGCGGUCAGUCAACGCACCAUACAGUACCUUGAGACAGUCAAGGCAACGUCUAUUAAGUGCAUUUGCCAAUGUCUGGAGUUCCAAUUUGACGCGGUGAUCAGCGACCGAGCCAUGAUCCUCCAUUGCACGCACCUUCUCUCCAACAUCCUGCCUGACCACUCAAUUCUUUCCUGGGAAUUUUUCCUUGCCCGCUUUGAUAGUCUUUCCCUGGAAGCCCAGAUCGACCUUGAGGCAACGGGUGACCUUGCUUAUCCAACAGAGGAAUUGGCAAUAUCCAUUAAUUUCAUAGACCUAACAAGCAGCGACAGGGAGAGUGAACACUUCUUGAGAAAGUUGAACAGAGCGAGAUUCGCCCUUGCGCGGACAGACAGUAUCCGGUCAGUCUCAAAGAGUGUGUAUGGGAAGCCACCAUAUCGAAGGGCGGUGUCAGUACCUGUCCACUUGCUUACAAAGUCACCGAUUAAAGACAAGGACAAAGAAAAGCAAUGUUUGAGACAGCAGUCAGCCCCACAGUUCCGCCUGAACAGACAACAGACAUCCAAGUUUAACCUUGGCAACCUCUCCAACUCUGUAUUUCAAGGAGGCUACUUGAAGGAGUUUACAGAUGAGGAGAGCAACUUUGCUGCCCUGUUACAGAGGGCAAUGGAUCUGGAGGGAGUGGACAGGGAGACGGUACACCAGCUGGUGGCUCUGCUUAUGAAGUUCAUGGUGAAGUGUAACCAAGAAAACUUGUUGGAAGAUGUACAGAAAACAGAGAGUAUCGUUUUGCGUCACCUAAAUGUACUUCUGGGGUAUAACCAGUCAGAAAAGUCCUUCAGUGUCCCACCAUACAAACUGAGAACUUCAGCAGUUUUCAAUUCAUUUUUGAGUGGGGCGUGCUUUGUGUUGGAUCGAAACUUUGAGCUCGGGAACAAGAUACUGUCCAUCACCCUGUUACUGCUUCAUUAUGGACCUUCACCCCAGCGUUACGCCAGUGAUUACCAGCCCCCCAACUACACUCUAUGGUACCUGGAGCCACAUGCUAGGACCUCCUGGCUACAGACACUGUUGGUCAUAUUGUAUAAGUACCAGAUCAACACCUCCCCAAUAUCAGCAAUUGUGCAGACGCUGGUUCGUAUCGUGGUAAACACAAUAGAAGCCCAGCACCACCAUUGUAAGACACUGCCUGACGACGCCAUGCCACCCUCUACACCCAAUUUACCAAGACACAAGGAUUCAGCAAAAAUCAGUGUGAAUGACCUUGAGAACAUCCUUGAGACAGAAACCCCUCCCCAGAGUCCUCCCGCUGUCACCGAGGACGUGUUUAUCGAGAUGGUGCGAGACUCUGGUACAACCACUGUCAAGUACAGCAAGGCUCCCACUAGCUCUCAGGGGGAGGCAGGUGCUGGAGAUGGAAAAAGGAAUUCGAGCAGAGGGGAUGAUGGAAGAAACUCCCCAGCUACUCUGGAACAUGUAUCAGAGACACCUGUAAGGAGGUAUCGACAGAAGCGCUCCCCCAGAAAACUUGUUCACUACCUGGACAAUGAGACCACAGACUCCUCUGACCAGCAUAGCGAAAAACAGGCAAAAACAAAGUCAGAGCGGCCAAUAAGUGUGGAGAUGAAGAUGGUAGAACAGUUGGAGAAGUUUAAAAAGGGAGAGGACAAGGUGACGUCCCCUGUCAGGGAAAAGGCUCCACCAAUCAGGAGAGUUAGUGCCCCAAGACUUGAUUUGACCACCCCCGUGUCCACUUAUAGCAAGGAGUUGACCACGUCUGACAUCUCGAAGACUGGUCAGCAUUCUAUGUCCAGUCGGUCAACCGUGACAACAGCUGACACAACCAGCAUGUCUCUCAACCAAUCAGAGGGCACCAGCAAGUCUCCCAGCCAAUCAGAGGCGACCAACAAGUCUAUCAUCCAAUCAGAGACAAGUAGAGAUCCACUGUCAGAGGAUGUUGAGAGUGCAGAAGAAAGCGAGAAAACACAGACGACUUCAGAUGCUGAAUCUGUGGGUGACCCAACAAAAGAUAAAGCCAAAGGUGGUAAGAAGACGAGCCCGAGGUCCAAGCCAGGCAUAAAACCCAACUUCCGUCAGCGCAAGUCCCGUAAAACUGGCUUGACCACCAUUGAGCUGCAGAAGAAGUUCCCUGAGUUGGCUGCCGAGGGAAUGGAUACUGAGAAAACUACAAAAUCUGGACGCAGAAUGAGAAAGACUGACCUACUGACCAAGCCGGUCAAGAAGCCGAUGCCCAAUCGCCACAGUGAGAACGCUAUGGUAGAGAGGUGUGGAGAUUGUAACGCCAUCCUCGAGCAGUAUGAUGAUGAGACUAUUGGAAUGUGUGUGGUUGUCCUUGCGACGUAUAUUCAUCGGGAACCCUCCCUUGCCACACCUAUGUUGCUGGAGAGUUUGAUAGCUGUUUCCAGGAUAGCGUCCAGCAGUCCAUACACAUGGCAGAUGGAGACGAACGUUAUUAUACCGGGAAACAGUCUCAGUAUUUCCCGACAGUUUAUACGCUGUUGCCUUCACCAGCUAGCACCAAAUGGCAUCUUUCCCAUGCUGUUUCAGAGCAGCUUUGAAGACAACCAGUUCCUGAAGUCUAUUGCUGCUGCCCUGACGGACUUUUCCGAGCUGCCCUGUCAUGCUGCCAUACAUCACCUACUGGAGGGUCUGAACAAUACACGCAACCUUACAGCAGAGAGCAUACAAGUCCUGCUAGACAACCUGGCCACAUACAUGAACUCAAUUGUUUUGGAAAGCAGCGCAGCCAUGUGGACGAAUAUACUCAACCAAUUUGAUGUGUUCUUCCGACGUCUCACGGAGAUUCUCCCCGUGCCGUGCGAUAUGACCUCGGUGUUGAAGAUUAUCACAUGCUUGCUAAAGGUCAAUGGUAUCAACAAUGCAAAGCACAUUUUGGAGCCCUUCUCUAAGCUUGUGAGUAUUGCCGUGACAACAUGCACCAUACAGCUGAACCAGGUCUUGGAUAUCUGUUCCCUUGGCAACCGAGUUUUCUCCAGAGAACGAGACAAGCUGUAUCUGACAAGGACGGUGAUAUUCCAGCUAGUCCAGGCCCUCAAGUUCAAGGCCAGCUUGCCUGAUGACAACUUGCUACUAAUGGUACAGUUUGUGGUGCUGGAUGCUGGAGGGACUAUCGGCAGUACGAACAUUGUCGGGGACCUGGGGAUGCUCUACCACACACACGCCCACUCCCUCAUGUCAACCUAUGCUGCCGAGUGUAUGAGGCAGUACCUCUCGGACUGUGUCGAGUUCAUCAGUGACCUACACACCAUCUCCAAACUCAAGACAAACAUGAAAGGAGGCUGCACAGCCCUAAAUGAGGACACCCUUGGAAGUCUCGUAAAGUCAGGAAUGGCACAGUUUGUUGCCUUGGAGAUAACCCGUGGAAAUGGGCGUGACAACCGAGCAAUCGCCCGAUACCUGCCCUGGCUCUAUCAUCCUCCGUCUACCACACAGCAAGGACCCAAGGAGUUCACAGACUGUAUUGGCCACAUCCGCCUGAUGUCCUGGCUGCUGAUCGGAACCCUGACCCACACGGCCAUGACUGAGGGGGCUGCAUGCAUAACAUGUAUGCCAUUCCCGCUAGACUCCAGCACGUUCAUUGCUGAACACGUUCUUGUCAUCUUGACUGGCUUUGCUGAACAGUCUAAUACUUCAGUGAACCACAUGAGUUCCUUGUUUCAUGCGUUCUUCCUCUGCCAGCUAUGGACAAUGUACUGUGAGAGCAUAGCUGCCAUGUACAACAGCACGUCUGAGAACUACGUAGCAGCCUCGUCAACCGUGAUGGAUUUCUGGGCACGCGUCACCCCCGGAAUUCUACAGCUUUUGUCCCACUCUAAAGUGCUUGCAGAACUGGUGAACCUUCACUUCCUCAGUCUGAUGGAAGCUCUUCAAGAGUGUAACUCCAGUGUUCUUGCCAAGCUGUUUCCUAUGUGGACUUCAAUUCUAUAUGCCUACCAUCAGCAGCUGCCAGGGCACCUUCAAGUGAGAUUGCAGACAGUCCAAAACUGGCAGCCCCCUGCGCCGUCAUCUGAACAGACGUGUAUCAACUCCAACAUCCUGCUGACGUGGUUGAAACGGAUUCAGUUCCGUCUUGGGCAGAUAGAGGUCCAGUGUAGCUGCGCAGCUACACAAUUCUAUAGUGUGUAGAUGAAUGAAGAAUGUGGACUCUGGGGUCAUAAUUUUGAACAAUGUCAAGUCUGAGUUCAGACUUAAAUUGCAGAACUGCAAAUUUUCAUUUCAGUGUAACUUUCCUUCUAGUACCUAUUGAUGAUGAUGAUGCUACUUCUGAAGCAAUUAUUGUUACUAUUGUUGUAUAUUUAUUUGAUAAAUAGUAGGUCUAGCAAUUUGUUUAGACUAAGAUGAUGACAUAGAUUUUUGUAUAAUAUAGUUAUAAAUGUGCAUUUCUGAAUCUCAAACCAAGACUAUAUUAGUAAGUAUGGACAAAGAAUAUGACAAUAAAUCAUUUGUUAGUGUUCUAACUUAUAUGAUGAAGGGCUCUAGCACAUACCGUAAAUGACUGAUAUAUAAGAUGCUAGUGUUUAUAAGGCGCAGGCAAAAAAAUCCUUGAAAACUAGAGAAAAAAACUUUUAAUCUAUGUUAUGAAAAUGGCGAUGGUUAUUGCAAACCAUGCAAUAUUAAAUGCAAAGCAAAAUAUGUUUCCUUAUGUUUCCUUGUUUACCAGUUUCUGCAGUGUGUAAAUGAAUAAGGGAGUUGGCUCUCCCAUCAGGCAUUCAAUAUACCAGAUGUAACGGAACUGAAAGUACUUCUGGGCUUAGUUUUAAACGAUACAUUUUUAAUAAAUACUUUUUUAACAAUAUUUGAUUAUUUUUUAUAGACAAUUUGUUGGAAAAAAGAAAGCCAGAUAUAGUGAACAAGCAGUUUGUUUAAUUUUAACCAAGUGAGUGAGAUUUACCGUGGAAGCAUAUCAGGUUUUUACUCUAGUGAGGUGCACAAUUAAUUAGAAAAGUCAGGGUCUGUAUUUACUAACCUCUUGACACUCAGUUUGAGACUCAGACUUAUCUGAGACUCAGACUUAACUGAGACCCAGACUUAACUGAGACCCAAUCUUAACUGAGGCCCAAACUUAACUGAGACCCAGGCUUAACUCAGACCCAGACUCAACUGAGACUUAGACUUAACUGAGGCCCAAACUUAACUGAGACCCAAUCUUAAAUGAGGCCCAUACUUAACUGAGACUCAAUCUUAACUGAGGCCCAAACUUAACUGAGACCCAAACUUAACUUAGACUCAGACUCAACUGAGACUCAAACUUAACUGAGACUCAGAUUCAACUGAUACCCAGACUUAACUGAGACCCAGACUUCACUGAGGCCCAAACUUCACUGAGAACCAGACUUAACUGAGACCCAGACUUAACUGAGACCAAGACUUAACUGAGGCCCAGACUUCACUGAGACCCAGACUUAAUUGAGGCCCAGACUUAACUGAGACUCAGACUUAACUGAGACCAAAUCUUAACUGAGACACAAACUUAACUGAGACUCAGACUUAAAAAUGCAAAUUCUUACAAGAUGAAAAAUAUUUUCUUUAAUGUUGUAGUGAAAGUAAUCUUUGAUAUCAAAUGAGUGAAUAGUAGUUACAGAUUGUAUUUUAGAAAUAUUUGUUGUGCAAGAGUGUGGUGGGGGUAAUUGAAAAAAACAACAUUUGUCUUGCUUGAUGACUUCCAACCAAAAUCACAUGUGCCUAGGCUUGGAAUCGAACCCAGAUAGAUUUGUUGGGAAGGGAGUGUGCCACCAAUCUUGGUGAGAAAGUAGUGUAUAAACCACUUUGCCAAACUGGACAACCAUUGAUUUGAUAUAAAUAAGAGACAAGUGUUAUAGUGUUACAGAUAUUGUUAAGUUUUUGCUUGAAUGUUAAUUUUAAGAAAAAUAAUGUGUUCAUGUGAUAGGAAAAGAUUAUUCUUGUGUUCAGUUGUUUUUACCAAAAUCUGCUGAAGGGUUAUGACAUGUUGAAAUUCACAAAUGUUUAAACUUAGUCAGAAGUGUUUCAAUAUAGUCACUGUUACAUUAUGUAGUAAGUAAACAUUUGUGUAUAACCAAAAUAUUGUGAAAUCACUAUUAGUCAGUAGGGUUGUGACGUUUUGUUGUUUUUGUUUUCUAAGAAAGUGUUAUAACUUAUAUCAAGUCAGAAUAAUUACGUGAUGCCUUCAUUUUUAGUGUCAAAAAUAUUUAUUUUAGAAUCUUCACAGAAAGAACAGUAUUUAAGGUGCAAUUUAUUUAGUGCAAUAUUCAUAGUGUAUUUUUAUACAUUAUGUAGGUUACUAUUGAUGUUCUUAAAACAAAACUAUCCUCAAUUGACUUUCCUUAAAUGGGUUUUUAGUUUGUACUUGUGAAUACCCGUAAGUCUAUAUGGUUUGUUUUGUUUCUAAAGAAUUAAACUUUUGGUAUACCAUAUUUGUAUACUGUGGUAUACUUAGACAUUAUGCUAUUGCUUGGAAGGUGUGUGGGGGAAUUUAGUUACUUGGUAUACUAAAUGCAAUUUCUUGUCAUUAUUGUCUCUGUGCCAAAUAAGAGUCUAUGUUUGCUUUUACAAUCCUUUGAUGUAAUCUUUUAUCUUAAUAAGCAUUUGUACAUUUAUUCAAUAGUUAAAAUUUUAUCUAGUGAUGUGUUCAUGAUCAACUUCAAAUCAAAGACAACCUGUUAAUUUGUUGUAUUGUUUUAAAUGUUGUUUUAAUAGAUGAAAGAAAAUAUGUUGA